This is a messenger RNA of Empidonax traillii (willow flycatcher), 3715 nucleotides long. RefSeq names its product transmembrane channel like 3 (gene TMC3). Bases 16 to 3321 code for a protein of 1101 amino acids. The record is from RefSeq and is a predicted model, not a curated record. NCBI's taxonomy places the organism in Eukaryota, Metazoa, Chordata, Aves, Passeriformes, Tyrannidae. Gene Ontology annotation, molecular function: mechanosensitive monoatomic ion channel activity. Gene Ontology annotation, cellular component: plasma membrane. The transcript has 22 exons.
GCAGCAGCUGCCACCAUGGCAGCAUCGACGGGCUCCCCUGCCGCCAAAUCUGCCAAGUCCGGCAAAAAGUACCGCACGGCGAAGCGUCACGCCGGCAUCUACACCUACCAGGAGCCGCCCCACAGCAACUCAGAUGACGAUAUCGGUGAAGAAAAGGCUGAGAGCCAUGACCCAGAGCAGAUCUUCCAGAACAUUCAGUACCAGAAGGAGAUUAUGUCUAACAUCCGCUGCCGGCCGUGGCCAAUGAGGCAGAAGCUGAGGGCGCUCAGGCAGGCGAAGGAGAUCGUGCUGAAGUACGAAGGGAGGCUCACUAGAACCAGAGGUUACCAAGCUGCUGGGGCAGAGCUUUGGAGGAAGUUUAUUCGACUUGCGUAUAAUUUUGUGGUAAUCUUUAUUCCUUGGGAAAUGAGAAUAAAGAAAAUUGAGAGUCACUUUGGGUCUGGAGUUGCCUCUUACUUCAUUUUCUUGAGAUGGCUGUUUGGAAUCAAUAUUGUACUUACCAUAAUGACAGGAGCAUUUGUAGUCUUACCAGAGCUACUGGCCGGAGCACCGUUCGGCAGCACGGUCAGCAAGACCAUCCCCAAGGAGCACAUUGCAUCUGCUCAAGACCUGGACACCAUCUGGUCGCUGGGGGGCUACCUCCAGUACUCUGUUUUGUUUUACGGCUACUACGGCCGUGACAGGAAGAUUGGGAAAGCUGGAUACAGGCUGCCUCUCGCCUACUUCCUUGUUGGAAUGGCGGUGUUUGCUUACAGCUUCAUCAUUCUUCUCAAAAAAAUGGCAAAGAACUCAAGAAUGAGUUUAGCAAGUGCCUCUGAUGAAAAUUACACUUUCUGCUGGAGACUGUUCUGUGCUUGGGACUAUUUGAUAGGAAACCCUGAGGCUGCAGAGAGCAAAGCUGCUGCCAUAGUCAACAGCAUUAGGGAAGCUAUAUUGGAAGAGCAGGAGAAGAAGAAAAGCAAAAACUUGGCAGUGACUAUAACCUUAAGAAUUAUUGCAAACAUCCUUGUGCUUCUCUCGCUUGCUGGAAGUAUUUACAUCAUCUACUUCGUCGUGGAUCGAUCCCAAAAGUUAGAGCGCAUCAAAAAGGAAUUGACUCUAUGGGAAAAAAAUGAGGUAAGCGUAGUUGUGUCACUGAUCACAAUGAUUGCACCCUCUGCUUUUGAACUUGUGGCAGCUCUGGAGAUGUAUCAUCCAAGGACCACUCUUCGCUUCCAGCUUGCCAGGGUUCUUGUUCUAUACCUGGGAAACCUCUACAGUUUAAUCAUUGCACUCCUGGAUAAAGUGGACAGUAUGAGUGUCACUGUCUCUGGCGUUACAAACAAUGCAAGUAAUUCUACCACCUCCUUAGCAACCAAAACUCUUUCUAAAGACGACAACUUUACUAUUCCUAAUGUACAAAUUAAGAGAAGCGGCACUGUCACACUGGAAGAGCAAGACUUGAUGGUUUCUGAAUCACUGGUUAACAAAACUUCCUUUAACACCCAGAACCCACAGGAUCAGUGCUGGGAGACAUAUGUUGGUCAAGAGAUGCUAAAGCUUUCCAUUAUCGACAUGAUUUUCACAGUCGCAAGCAUCCUGCUAAUUGACUUUUUCCGUGGACUGUGUGUCCGAUAUUUAAGUGACUGCUGGUGCUGGGAUCUAGAAAGCAAAUUUCCAGAAUAUGGAGAAUUCAAAAUUGCAGAGAAUGUAUUGCAUUUGGUCUAUAACCAAGGAAUGAUCUGGAUGGGAGCUUUCUUUUCACCUUGCUUACCAGCAUUCAACGUUCUCAAGUUGAUUGGACUCAUGUAUCUCAGGAGCUGGGCUGUGCUAACGUGCAAUGUACCACAUCAGCAGGUUUUCAGAGCAUCUCGGUCCAAUAAUUUCUACUUGGCCAUGUUGCUGUUUAUGUUGUUCUUAUGCAUGUUACCAACAAUUUUUGCUAUUGCCAGAUAUAAGCCAUCUUUAAGCUGCGGUCCCUUCAGUGGUCAAGAAAAAAUAUAUGAUAUUGUUUCUGAAACGAUUCAAAAUGAUUUUCCCACGUGGUUCAACACAGUGAUUACUUACAUCAGCAGUCCUGUGGUUGUCCUCCCUGCACUACUGCUUUUAUUCAUGCUAAUCUACUACCUACAAAGUAUUGCAAGAUCAUUAAAAUUCACCAACAAUCAACUGAGAAUGAAGAUCCAAACAGAAAGAACUGAAGAUAAGAAAAAGGUGGUUCAGAUGGCAGUAGCCAGAAUCCAAAAUCUGGAUAGUAAUGACAAGAGACCAGACCAAGACAAUGAUAUUAUCAGCCAAGAGUCUUCUGUUCGAUCCUCAACUCCCCGAAAGAACGGCAGUGUCUUGAACUUUGAAUCUCCCGUGAGCAAAGGCACCAGAAUACAAACCAUUUCCCAGUCUGUGCCACAAACGGUGCCAUCAACUGAUGUUGCAAGACCUGUCAACGCAACUCCCACAACUUCAACCUCUUUAACGCCAGCUCCCUCCAUAACAAGUGUACAGAAACCAAGAAAUGAUCAUAUCACAAACAGAUACCCAGGUGUUGUGCAUAGGAGCACAAGUGAGCUCUGCAAAACAAAGUCCUGCACACCGGUGGCUUUCAAAAAGCACACUGAAGAUAUUCAUUCUGAGCCUCUUUUCAGAAAAGCCAUUCGGCAGGUAAAUCCGGAUGCCCUUGGGGCAGGGGCUCCUGUUUUUGUGGAAUGUAGACCAUAUGCUACCAGGUAUUUUCUGGUUAAUGAAAAUGAGCCCCGCAAAAAAUCCCUCCGUUCUACCUCCCGACUCCAAAGGCAUUUCAGAAAGGAGGAGUCAGGAGACAUUAUUGAGUUGUAUCCACGCCAUGUCAGAAGAUACGUGGUUCGAACACCACACGAGAUGUAUUCCUCUCAUCCCAGUGAAGAUGAUGAGGAUGAGGAAGAACUUGGGAGAGAAUUAAUGAGCAGAUCUCACCGCCCUCGCUCACUGUCUGACCUUCGCCCAGCACCACGGUUUUACAUCGGGGAACAUGCUGCCAGAGUGCAUUGCAAAUCCUGGGAUGAUGGUUUCGAGCUGGAACUGGACAGGCCUCCAUAUGCUUACAAAAAAGUACAUCUGAACUAUCCUGAGCCCCGUGUGAAACCAAAAUCAAAGCAAAAACUGGAGCAAUCUCUAACAGAAUCUGAUUCCAUUUCCAUUGAAUCCAGCAGUGAUCCGCAGAACAGCAGCAAUGACCAGUACAUCCAGGUCAUUCAUAGCAAGGACAAGUAUCCAAAAUCUGGAACAAAGCUCACCAAAAAGAAAUCAAAAAACAGUGUUGAUCUAAGUAUGACUGAGUCUAAUGAACUGGUAUGCUCAAAUGUUUGAGAUAGUGCCCCAAGCUUUUCUGUGUUUUCAAUAGGUGUAUGUGCAUUUAUUGAACUUGGUGUUUGAGGUCUACCAGAGUAAUUGUGACAAUUAGUAGUCUUUGUAACAACCAUGUAUGCAGCUACUUGAAGUGGAAAAAACAUAGCCUUGUGUUUUACUGUACCUUGCUUUAAUAUCACAACUGGUAUGUUGCAAGACGAAAACGUUCCAAGUUGUUCCUUAUUAUGCUGUUAAAAAAACACAAAAUAUCCAACUACUGGAAAAUCAAAAGCCGUGUACCUGGGGCUCUUCCUUUAAACCAGUACAAAAAUAUGAGAUGAGGUUCUCUUUAUCUGGCAUAGUCACAGAUAAAGAUGCUUCCACUGAAUAAAUUCAGCCAGGAAUCAGCUUCCUA